Molecule: messenger RNA, 1436 nt
Organism: Cephus cinctus (wheat stem sawfly)
Lineage: Eukaryota; Metazoa; Arthropoda; Insecta; Hymenoptera; Cephidae
Gene: pck
Exons: 5
Coding region: 511-1215 (234 amino acids)
Biological process (GO): septate junction assembly; regulation of tube size, open tracheal system
Cellular component (GO): membrane; septate junction
Source: RefSeq, a predicted model, not a curated record
GGAGCUGUCUCACUCCACGUGGUUAUAAGGUUGUCCUUUUCGAAUUGGACUGCGCAUGUGGUGUACAAGCCCUGUGGAAAUGUUGCAAUGCCGCAUUUAGUGCCAGCCACGCCAGUCUAAACUACAAAUUUGUUAAGAAUGUCCAGGUACUCCUGUGUAAAUUCGUGUACAUUGAUGUGGAGUCCUACCGCAGGUUUAUUUUUUUAGAUUGUACAGUGUGUGAUACAGACGGGCUACUACCACUGAUAUAUACAUAUAUCAGUGAUCAGUGGCUACUACCCUCGGCUGUGUCCUUGCUAUCUCUCUCUACUCGCCCCCACCACUGCCGUACGGAUUCCAAAUGGUAGAGUUCAGUGUAUAGGUAGUGUACUCUAGAAGUGCUAACAGUAAUGGUGAUGAAGGCGUGGCGGAUUAUAAUUUUGAUUGUUGUGUCAUCAUAACGUGUAAACAAUUCUUUUUCGACCGUCCAAAGAAACCAUUAACUUCAGUCGUAUUACAAAAUUAAUAAAAAUGUCAGCAGAAAAACAAGAAUAUCAUCGAGCUUCGAACGCUGUGGUUUUUGGAGGUAUCAUUACAUACGCAGCUGGAUUAUUACUGAUUAUGGCAUACAUCAGUCCCUACUGGAUACAAUCAUACCAAGAAACAUUCAGCAGCUUUAAGCAUAUGGGUCUAUGGGAAUAUUGUUUCCACGAGUUCCGAUUUCCAUACUUUCAGUUUGAUAAAUUGUUUGAUGGAUGUCAUCAAAUCUACUCAGACGAGGUUUAUGUGAUUAGAAAAUGGCUUUUACCGGGUUGGCUCAUGUCGGUGCAGGCAUUUGCUACACUUGCUGUAAUGUUGUCAUUUUUUGGGCAAGUUGUCAUUGCUAUGAUUCUGAUUAGAUGGCCUCUUCAUUUUGUGUUACAUUAUGAGUGGCUUCUAUCCUGUAUUGCGUUUGUUUGUGAUGCUGCAUCUGGGGCUCUGUUGUUUCUGGCAGUAGCUAUUUUUGGUGGACAGUGUUGGCGUCGGGAUUGGUUAAUGUACCCAAAUUUUAAUCACUUAUCAUGGUCAUAUGGUCUUGCAGUGAUCUCUUUUAUGCUCCAUUGUGUGGGAGCAUUUUUUAUGUAUUUGGAUGCUCGUAUGGGCUAUCAGUUACGUAAAGAGUCUCGUAAUUUGGUCAUGCAAAUGCAGUCUAAUCCUCAAAGUCAUCAUGGUUCUCAACGUAGUGGAUACAUAUAAGUUAUCUUCUUGCAAGCAUACAUUAUGCCAAUGGGCAUUUACAAUUUUCUUAAAUAUUUGAUAUAACACGACCAUGUAAUUUAUGUAUCGUAUUCAAUUCUUGAUACUUUAGAAUACUGUCAUGCGAAUUCCAUGAUUAAUAGUUGAAUAUCUACGAUGUUCAAUAUACAAUAACAUUCCGUCCAACCACAGCAAUGAAUAUACAGUAACGUCCAAUUGAA